This is a messenger RNA of Talaromyces amestolkiae, 1539 nucleotides long. RefSeq lists its product as uncharacterized. NCBI's taxonomy places the organism in Eukaryota, Fungi, Ascomycota, Eurotiomycetes, Eurotiales, Trichocomaceae. The record is from RefSeq and is a predicted model, not a curated record. The transcript has 2 exons. Gene Ontology annotation, molecular function: flavin adenine dinucleotide binding; NADP binding; N,N-dimethylaniline monooxygenase activity. The coding region runs from base 1 to 1539 and encodes 512 amino acids.
AUGGAGGAGACCAUCAAUCAUGCAAAAUCCAUCCUCACCUUCGCCAUCACAAAGCCAUUGAGCUUCAUCUACCUCGUAAUUCAACAGGUCUUGAAUUUGGUUUUUGCCCCGGCGCCUCCUCCACCAUCAGAAAAGCUCCAUAGACCCAGAGUUGCCGUUAUCGGAGCUGGUCUUACUGGAGUAUCCUCUGCAGCACACUGUGUUGGCCAUGGAUUUGACGUGAAAAUUUUUGAGGCAAGAUCUAAAGAGAAGGGUCUGGGUGGUAUUUGGAGUCGAGUAAAUUCGACAUCUGCCUUACAAAUCCAUUCAAUCAUGUUUCGUUUCCAUCCAUCUGUAAAAUGGGAUACAGCUUACCCCACCCAAGAAAAGAUCAAAGAGCAAAUUGCCACUGUGUGGAAGCGCUAUGGACUGGACAAAAAGACAGUCUUUGACACUCCCAUCACUUCCGUGAAAAAGAACUCGUCCGGACAAUGGAUCAUCAACGACAAUGAAGCAGAACAUGGCACAUUCGACGGUAUUAUUGCAGCAGUCGGCUCAUGUGGAGAUCCUCAAAUGCCCCAUCUCCCAGACCAUGAACAAUUCGGCGGUCCAACUUUCCACUCUUCGGAAUUAGACGGGAAAGACGUCAAGGGGAAGAAAGUACUCAUCAUUGGCGGUGGAGCAAGUGCAGUGGAGGCGUUGGAGUUUGCGGUUCGCAACGACGCUGCUGAAAUUGAUGUCUUGUCUCGAUCAGAUAAAUGGAUCAUUCCACGAAAUGUCUUUGUCGAUGUUUUGCUAUCAUUGAACAUAUUCGGAGGAGAAACUGCGUUCUCCUGGAUCCCGGAGUGGUUCCUGCGAAAAUUCUUCUAUCGCGAUCUGCAAGAUAUCUCGCCUGCUAAGAAGGGACUAUACACUGAUACACCCAUGGUCAAUUCAGAACUUUUCGAACAGAUCCGCGCAGGCAAGGCUCGAUGGCUCCGAGGAGACAUCAUUGCAUGCAAAGAAGAAGGCAUUCUAUUCAAUCAUCGCGCCCAAGGAGUACCCAAGGGCGGCCCAGGCCAUGAAUCAAUCGUGAACGGAGACGUCAUUAUCAUGGCCACAGGAUACAAACGACCAUCCCUUUCUUUCCUUCCGGAUUACGUCUUCGAAAAGAAAUACGAGCCGCCUAACUGGUACUUGCAAGUAUUUCCUCCUCAAGAUCCGACCAUCUGCGCUACCAACAGCACUUACCUAAAUGCCAUCGGCACUGUGGGCAACUACCACAUUGGUAUCUACACUCGGUUUCUAUUGAUGUUCCUCGUCGACCCUCUAUCGCGCCCUCGCGAGGGACUGAUGAAACUCUGGAUCGACUUUACACGAGUCGUCAAGAAAUUUGCACCUACAGGAGCCUUUGACUUUUUCACCUAUGCAGAACUGAUUUAUUGGUACUGCUUUGUGAGCAUCAUCAACCCGUUCCGGUGGAAGUGGGCGCCAUUCAUCUUCUUUGGUCUGUUCCGAAGUCUGCCGUUGGGCAUUGUUGAGGGAGAGGAUCGUUUCAGGAGCAACGGAAAGGACAAGUAA